Ceraceosorus bombacis is the source of this 2490-nucleotide messenger RNA. Lineage: Eukaryota; Fungi; Basidiomycota; Exobasidiomycetes; Ceraceosorales; Ceraceosoraceae. The record is from the annotation of a GenBank genome assembly.
AUGAGUGUGACUAACCCUUACGACGAGAUCGUCACCAAAGCCACCAACGAGAACCUCACGUCGGAGAACUGGGAACUGAAUCUGGAUGUAUGCGACAAGGUCUCCGGGGAAGGCGAAGUAGGAGCUCGAUCUUGUGUCCACAGCAUCUCCAAACGACUUCAGCACAGGUCUGCCCACGUUCAAAUCUACGCUCUGACACUGUGCGAUGCGCUUUCCAAGAAUUGCGGUUCCAUCGCUCAGAAGGAAUUGGAUUCGAGGACGUUUGCAGAAGCGCUGCGAAGGCUCAUUGUCGAUCGAAAUGCAAGCAUCGAGGUCAAGAAGAAAUCUUGGGCGCUCAUGAAGGAGUGGGUCGCCGAAAGCAACGCUGAGACGGGCAGAGUCUUGAAGGAGACGCUUGACGGUCUCAGCGCGCAAAGUGAGUGGCAGUUGCCUGCUGCACGACGCCGCUGCUGAUGAGCUGGUAUGCGUGCUCAUGCUGUCCCGCAGACAUCAAUUAUGACGUGGAGCCGGAAGCAGCUCCAGAGCCUGUGAGUCUGCUGCUGGCAUGACUGCUGCGCUGAGAUACGCCUGGCUGACCCGUGAUGUUUCUUGACCCACCAAAGUCGUCCGAGCAGCUGCGUCAAGAAGAUGAAGAACUUCGCAGAGUACUCGAGCUCUCCAAAAGCGAUGUGGGCGGCCGCUAUGGGGCCAAUGGCUGGUUCGAGAUGCCGGGUGAGACGUCUGGCGCCAGCGGAAGUGGAAGCACCAAUAGAGCGGGUAGCAGCAGAGCAGAGCAGAGCGUCACUGCUGCAGCCGCUGGAGAAGCCGUCUCUAGUACUGUCGCAAGCACUCUGAGCAGCAGACCGAAUGAGCCUUCAAGCAUUGCGUCGACUACUGCAGAGAUCUCCCGACCUGAUGCCACUGGAUACAUUGCGAGACCGAGCGCAGCGGCAGCUCAGAAUGAUGUUCGACCGGUGAUCCAGCCUACGACAGCUGCCACGACAUCUGCACCGCCUUACGCUUCCCGACAGUCCACCAUCAUUCCGCCUGCGACGAGUGUGGCGGCGCAAAAUCAGGCUGAAACGCAGCAGGCCGCUUCGCGCCCGAACAUUGCGACGUCUCAUACGGCCACUGCUGUCCCCGCAGCACCUCAAGCGCAGAACGCCGUUCCAGCCGCGAACACCACCGCUCCACCUGCACCAUCAGCAGUAGCGUCGCCAAUAGCUAACGAUGCAGCAGCUACACCGAGCGCACCGUCCCGAGUCAGAGCCCUCUACGACUUUGCACCUACCGAGGCAGGCGAGUUGGCGUUCUCCAAAGGUGACAUCAUCCGAGUGCUGGACUCCGUCUACGAGCACUGGUGGCGCGGUGAGCUCAGAGGCAAUGCAGGUAUCUUCCCUGUGAACUAUGUUGUGAGUCCAACGCGACCGCAUUCUCGAGAGAAGCCACCACAGUGCUGACAUCCUCUUGAGCGGUGUCCGUAGGAGGUCCUGCCAAACCCCACACCAGCUGAGCUUCAGCGUGAAGCGGAGCUCGAAGCGCGACUCUUUGCGCAGUCCGGCAGCAUCGACAAUCUCAUCACAAAGCUCAAUGAGCUGGAUCCUGACCACGACAAUCUGGCUGAGAACGAGGAGCUGCAGGUGAGUCAAAUUGUUGCAGUGCGUCGACAAUGUUUUGCUACGUCCUUACAACGCCUUCGCUCUUCCAUAGGAAUUAUACCAGACUGCGCUCUCACUGAGGCCAAAAAUCGUCAAGCUCAUCGAUAGAUACAGCGUCAAGCUCGCUGAGCUUCGAGCCAUGAACGAAAAGUUUACCAGAGCCCGUGGGACAUUCGACACUGCCAUGGAGCAAAGCUUAGCCAAGUACAACCCCGGCGCUCCCACAAGCACAUACACCGAAGUAAGACCAGAGUACUCUCAGCAGGUCCAGCGUCAACAGCAGCAACAGCAACACGAUUACAGCCAACAAUGGGCUCAGUGGUACGCUGCUAAUGGCUACACGCAGGCGCAGCAGCAACAGCAGCCGCACCCUAACGAUCCAAAUUACGCCGCCUGGUACUACGCACAGCAACAGCAGCAGGUGAGCUCCGUUUUGCCCGCCUGCCUCCAAACGCAAUGCCAACGGCUGACAUCUUCGCGAUGAAUCUGGCAGCAAUACGCCCAAGCUCAACACGGCGUUUCGGCUCAAACAGGGCAGCACCAGCCCCACGCGCACAUUCCCGCAUCCUUGACAGAAAUGCAAGGUUCUGCACCAGUGAAUGCGCCUCAAUCGCAGCCGGUCGCGUCACCACAACCUCAGCCGCAGCAGGUCGCAGGAGGCCCCUCGGCACCACAACCUCCAUCUCAGUCGCCGCUGCCCCAGCCUCCAGCACAAAGCUCGGAGGCACCACAUGAUGAUGAGAAAAAGCGACUAUUCGAGAGGGCCAGAGCUGAGGCUGAAGCGUAUCAUCGGGCUGCGCAACAACAUCUGCAGUCGCAAGCACAGGAUAGUGGUGCAGGACCUUCGACUUGA